GCACGUGUACUUGAUCAAGUGCAUGCAGCAGAGGGUGACCGGAGAGGUGUGGGACACCAUCCUGCAGGAAAUAUACAAGGAGACUGGCACCUUGGCGACCAGUUGGACUGACGCCUCUAGGGCGCUGUUCAACGUGAAGCAGAAUCGUGUGACCCAGUGCUUGGGGCCUUUCAGCAGCAACGGCGUCGCCAUUUCGGAGGCAGAGUGCCUUUCCAAGCGCAUCUGCAACUGGAACCACCAGCUCUCCUCAGAAACGGAAUGCACCAGGGAGAUGCUGGACAACAUGGAUUGGUGCGGGUGCGCGGAGGGCUGGUGCUUCCAACAG
Molecule: messenger RNA, 325 nt
Organism: Prorocentrum cordatum
Lineage: Eukaryota; Dinophyceae; Prorocentrales; Prorocentraceae
Source: the annotation of a GenBank genome assembly